GCUUCGUUGGAUGUGUGGUUGCAUUCCAUCCGCGUUUGUUGAUCGGGGUCCGGCUUGAGUCCUCGUUGUCUUUUAUCCGAGCGGGACUUAUUUCGUGAGCCUCAGCAAACAACUCCACCACGACAACAUGGCCAUCUUCUCGAGCGUCUUCAAGUUUGGCAAUCGUGCCUCUCGGACAAUGGUUGCAUCGCACGACGAGGACGGCAGCCCUGACAGCCAGGUUGGCGAAGCUCUGCUCAAAGGCGAGCACGAUUACAGCAGCGGUGAAAGUCCGCCACCGUAUCGACGCAAACCCGGGCGUGCCGUUGGUUUUGCAGGCUUCGCUGCUGGCAUCGCCGUUGCUACUCUCCUCUUUGGCCUUCUCACCCUGUGUUUCUCCUGGCACAUGGCCACGCUCAAAGCCCAAAACUGUCCAACGGAAGUGCGGGAGAUGCAACAAACGAGCAUCAUGGCCACUGGGACAUCGAACUUUGCGGAGGAUCCCGAAACUUCCGAAUCGGAUGUCGAUGUGGCCAUUUUUGCCGGCUGGAAAGACUGUGGCUCCAGCGUGGAAGAAGCCCGAGCAAAAGGCUGCUUCUUCGAUGUCAUGCUCCAUUCCUGGGUCCACGAAGAUUGCUUUGACAAGGAGCUCAUGGACGACUAUCUCACCAAGGUCCCCUAUCAUUGGUAUCGGGACUGGAGGCACAAAGAAGAAAUCACAGUGGAGGAGAUGAGACUCGGCGAGCAUGGCAGUGCUGCGGUGAAGUUGGAGGAACACGGCACGCACUGCGCCUACGUGCUGGAGAAGAAUCUGAGGGCCAUUAUGAAUGGAAAGGCUGUCGCUCGUUCGAUCUAUUCCGUCAAGCAUGCGGUGCACUGCAUUGGGCUUCUGGUCGACCCCAGUAAGAUCCCAGGCAUCUACACGGAGGUUGUCGUGGAAUACGAUCAAUGUGGCAUUCCGCAUUUUGACUAGAGUAGUGGAUGAAAGUCGAUAGUCGGUGUUGAACGAAGGAUGCGGCGUAGGCAGAGUCUCAAUCUCAAUCAACU
Neohortaea acidophila is the source of this 1026-nucleotide messenger RNA. RefSeq lists its product as uncharacterized. The transcript has a single exon. NCBI's taxonomy places the organism in Eukaryota, Fungi, Ascomycota, Dothideomycetes, Mycosphaerellales, Teratosphaeriaceae. The coding region runs from base 128 to 952 and encodes 274 amino acids. The record is from RefSeq and is a predicted model, not a curated record.